Molecule: messenger RNA, 4126 nt
Organism: Syngnathoides biaculeatus (alligator pipefish)
Lineage: Eukaryota; Metazoa; Chordata; Actinopteri; Syngnathiformes; Syngnathidae
Gene: bmp16
Product: bone morphogenetic protein 16
Exons: 3
Coding region: 332-1654 (440 amino acids)
Biological process (GO): BMP signaling pathway; SMAD protein signal transduction
Cellular component (GO): extracellular region
Molecular function (GO): cytokine activity; growth factor activity
Source: RefSeq, a predicted model, not a curated record
GGUCCAACAGGGACUUGAUUCAUUCACUCCCACUCGUGCUGCGUCUUUGCAUGCACACAUUAGCACCUGCGCAAGCGCACACAGGUGGCAAAAGGUGCGGAUACCUUUUGGAUACAACAUGGAAGGACCAUUACGCAACUUACUUGUAGAGUUUUUACGUGCAGUCAGACACUUGCUUUAGUUCAGAAAAGCAAAAAAAAAAAAAAAAAAAGUCUUGACACAAUCCACUCUGUCCAAAAGGAGCAGGAGGGAGAGCCGAGGGAUCGGAACACUGGAGCUCAAGGAUAAACCAUGGACACUGCGUACAUCCCGACACAGCUGGAGGUUCACAAUGCUCCCUGCUAACCUCCUGCUCCUCAUGGUCCUGCUGCUACCUCAAACCUCGUCCGGCGGCCAGGGUGACACCGGCGAGGUCGACAAUGGCAGGCUGGCCGGCGCGGCGCCCUUCAUUUCGGAGCCCCAGCCCAGCGGUUUCCCCCCGGAACCGGGCCUGGCUCAGACCAUCCAGAGUCUGCUGCUGAGGCGCCUGGGACUGCAUUCGCAACCCAACCCUCGGCCUGGCGUGCCGGUCCCCCGGUACCUCAUGGAUAUGUACCGCUUCCACCAGCAGCAGUACCACCUGCUGGAGGACCCGUCCUUCAGCUUCCCCAGCCAGCACGUGCAGCAGGCCAACACCGUACGCAGUUUUCACCACACCGAGCCCCUCACAGCAGAGGACCACAAAUGGGGGUACAUCUCCUUCAAUAUUUCCUCCAUCCCCCUGGAUGAGAAGGUCCUCUCCGCCGAACUCCGCCUCUUGCGUACCGCUAGGACCACGUCCUUAGGCCCCGGCCCACACAGACUGAACCUGUACCUCACUGGGCACCGACAGGACCCGCGCCCCACCCUACUCGAGACCAGACUCCUUGCCGCUGAACCUCAAAGUCAUACAUCCGGCGGCCUCUGGGAGGCAUUCAGUCUGAAUGCAGAACUCUUCGAUUUGGCCCUGAAUGGAGCAGACCACCUUGCCUUUCUCCUAGAGGUGGUGCCAGAAAACAGCACCGGUCGGGAGGCAGGUGAGGAACACAAGGGCGAGCACUUGAGGGUGUGUAGAUCAGUGGGGCAGGACGAGCACAGCUGGGCCCAGGAGAGACCCCUCCUGGUGACGUAUAGUCACGACGGGCGGGGAGAGCCAUUGGUCAAACACAGCCAAAGGAACCUUAGUGGGGUGCCCAGGAAAAGUUGGAAUAGAGACCAAAAGUGGGGCCAUGUUAAAACCUAUAAAAUGCCGAGUUUGGGUGGCCAAACGGGAAGGGUUAAACGUAACGGCGGACGGGCGGCCAAGCUCAAGCGCCUCUCCCGCAAUCGCUGCCGCCGCCAUCCCCUCUACGUGGAUUUUAACGACGUGGGCUGGCACAAGUGGAUCAUCGCACCCAGUGGCUACGACGCCUUCUUCUGCCUGGGCGAAUGCCGGUUCCCCUUGGCCGACCACAUGAAUUCUUCCAGCCACGCUAUGGUGCAGAUGCUGGUCAACUCGGUCAACGGCGCCGUGCCGCGGGCCUGCUGCGUGCCCACCUCCCUCAGUCCCAUCGCCCUGCUCUACCUGGACCCCCAGGACCGCGUGGUGCUGAAGAACUACCAGGACAUGGUGGUGGAGGGCUGCGGGUGCCGGUAGCGUGCAGGAGAAACCGGGGAGGAAAAUGAUGGCAGGAGGUUCUCCAGUGAGGGAAAUCCCAACAAAAAGCUUAAACGUCAGAAAAUAUGGUGGCACUUUUUCACUGCACGGUACCGGAAGGUGGGAAAAACAUACAAAAUUGAAUGCAUGAACAAAAAUGUGACAACUUUUGACUGAGGGCUGUUUCAUCCGAGUUGAGACUGUGGAGUGUAACACAGAAGUUAAAUUGGAGUACACAAACAAUCCAAAUUGGCCCAAAUUUCGGUCUAUUUUGCCCCCUUCCGAUCAAAGUCAACAAAGGCUCAAUUAUCACUUGUCUCUAAAAGAUAUUUUUGAGCCAUUAUCAUGGUGUGUGUGAAGUGUUGUUAUUUUCCCUCCUUGAUCUGAUUGUAAAACAGUCGGGAUGACAAUUGUACAUAUUAAAAUGAUUCAUUGUUUACGAUUGAAGAUACAGAACAAUAGCCUCAUAACGGACAACUGGGCCAAAUUUGUGCAUUUUCAAUGCUUUCCAGUCAAAGUCAACAAAGGUUCUAUUGUCAAAUAUUUCUCAAAGGUUAUCCUGAGCGAUUAUCCUGUGGUGUGAGGUGUGUUAAGAGGGAUUUCUCCACUCCCAUCUGCUCACUAAACAAUCACUCCGACUUGUUCAAUACAUGCCACUACAAAUUCUUGUGGUUGGUCAACACCAAGUUGGGCCGAGUACACCACACAUGAAAAGAGAAAGAAUAAACAUAUUUGCAGAUUGUAUUUGCUUGUCAUGUGUGGGGCAUCUCGCUUUUUGAACAUUUGCAUAAUCUUAAUAUGUUAAAAAGCUGUAUGUGUGUACCCAUCUUAAACACAUCCAGUGUUGGGGCAAAUUUGAGCUUUUUCCACCCUUUCCGAUGAAUUUUGGUUGCAAUUCCAAAAAGCAUCCUCAUCAAUACGCUUGUGCUAUGAGGUGUGCUAAAAUAAUUUUUUCCUUCUCAGUCAUUGGCUUGUUAAAUGAGUGGAUACCGUGCAGUGGGAAAAGGGUAGACACAGUCAUUUUUGUUUUACAAUAGCCGUAAACGUCAGCCAUCAAAGUAUCUUUAUGGAAAACUAUCAAGAGGCUGUACAUGAAGCCAACUUUCGGUCACCAGCUAUUUAAAACCAAAACACAUAAACAAUGCUGAGAAGAAGAAAAAAAAACUGUGCUAUUGUUUUAAAUGUACUCCAUUAUUAUUUAAAAGAAAACUUUUUCUUUACAGACGUGGAAGUGAUCCGAUGCGAUUCCAUCUCAAGCCACCGUUGCGCCAUUGUUUAACUUAAAAUCUAUUUAAAGACUGCAGAUGUAUUUAAUCUCAGUGAUAUUUAAGAGAAACUGCACAUGAAAUGAGUUAUGCUGUUGCCUCAUAUGUUUGUGCGUUAUGUCAGCUGAGCAAAAUACACAACAUAAGUGGCGUCCACUAACAAAGGUGUGUGUAUGAGCGUGCAUGUGUGUAUGGCUUAGGAAUUGGACAGACUAGUCGACUUUACUACUUCACUAUGACGCUUAGACAAUGACAUUGUCUAAACACUCAUACAAGUCAAAUUUAUUACUUGAUAGCUGCCAAGUGUACCUUACAACUCCACAAUGUAUUGAGUGUGACAUCGAAUAGGGUAUAACCGAUUAGUCAACUAGUUGAUGAGUCAUCUUUACUACUCCACAAUGACAUUUAGACUGGAACAUUGAGUAGUCACUCACUUAUAGGGGUUGGCUCAGUUAGUGACUCCCCCACAAAGAUAUUUAAAGCGUGAUGGAUGGAUUAACAAGUCGCUGAUAGGGAUCGGACCAAUUAGUUGAUUAGUCAUCCCGUCGACUUUACUCCUCCGUAAUGAUAUUUAAAGCAUGACGUCAACAAGUCACUAAUGGGAAGGAACCGAUAAAUCAGCUCGUCGAUGAGUCGACAUUACUACUCCACAAUAAGAUUGCCGUCGACUUUAUUAGUCCGUGUCAACAUUCAUCGUCAACUCAUUGCUAAUCAUGUGGCAUCGUGUCUUCCGGUCGGGCAAUUUACUGUGGACUGUCGACUCGCCCAUUUGCUUUCUUCACUGGACUUUAACGCUUCGUAGAGCUCCGGACUGUCCCGGCAAGUCUUCACAGAGCCCAGGCGAUGCUCUCGUGUUUUAACUUGUGUUCGGCGUAAAUCGGGUUUAUUUAGGCCAGUAGCCUCAAAUAUCAUUAACAAACAUCAUCAGCGACUUUUUGACUCUGCAAUUAGUGUAAAAAUCUGAAGUCAUGUGACCUCUAUGGUCUGUGUAUAUCAUCGUUGCUGCCAAAGUGAAGUGUCGUUCGUCGUGUCUGCAUGUGCCAACAGCAAUGAAAAACAUUUUGUGCCUUCCAAAAUCAUGUGUUUGUUCUCUGCUCAUUGUUUUUUUCCCCCAGUGUUGCAUUCUCUUCUCUCUUUGUGAAAACAUCGAUGCAGCAGCAGCUUGUAAAAGUUCCGAAUAUGACUCCCAAUAAAGAAAAGAAACAGA